GUAAAGGGCUACGGUACCCACAUGAUGAACCACUUAAAGGAUUACCAUGUCAAAAAUAAUGUUCUUCAUUUUCUUACCUUCGCUGACGAGUUUGCCAUCGGUUACUUCAAGAAACAAGGAUUUAGCAAGGACAUUCAGCUGUCCCGCGCCGUGUAUCAGGGCUACAUCAAAGAUUAUGAGGGAGCUACGCUAAUGGGCUGUGAAUUAAAUCCAAACAUUGUUUAUACAGAAUUUACUGCUGUUAUUAGAAGGCAGAAGGAGGUAAGAUACUACCUCUUUUGUAUACUUUGCCAGUAUAUACCAUUGUUUGUGUCAUAUACUUCACUG
This is a messenger RNA of Procambarus clarkii (red swamp crayfish), 327 nucleotides long. The record is from RefSeq and is a predicted model, not a curated record. Lineage: Eukaryota; Metazoa; Arthropoda; Malacostraca; Decapoda; Cambaridae.